Molecule: messenger RNA, 764 nt
Organism: Durusdinium trenchii
Lineage: Eukaryota; Dinophyceae; Suessiales; Symbiodiniaceae
Source: the annotation of a GenBank genome assembly
GUUGAGGCAGCAAAUGGCAGAUGCAGAGAAGAAGAAGGCACAGGCUGCAGAGGCUGCAGCUACAGAGAAUGAAAGGUUGAGGAAAGAUACAGAGGCAGGGAUGUUGAAGAAGAUGAAGGAGGAUGAGGAGCACUUCAUGUGGCUCAAAGAGAUUGAGGAGAACAGGCUGAAGCAGGCAAGGGGCAUGGCAGCCACAUCAGCUGAUGCGAGGGCAAAACAGAAUGCAUGGGCUGCAGAACAGGUGAGGUUGAAGAAGCAGAUGGCAGCAGAAGCAGAACAGGAAAUGCAAAGGUUGCUCAAGCAGCUCCAUGAUGAAGAUGAAAAAGCAAGGCAGGUGGUGGAGGAGAGGGAGAGGCUGAGGGAGAAGUUUGAAGAUGAAAAGACUAUGCUUGAGGCAAAGGCUGCAGAGGAGGAGAGGCUGAGGAAAGAGUUGGAGAAGGAAGCUGCAGAGGAGGAGAGGCUGAGGAAGGAGCUGGAGACGAUGGCUGAAGCAGAAAAGAAGAUGCUUCAGAAACAGACUGCAGAGGAGAAGAGGCUCAAAGAGGAGGGUGAAGCAGAACAGACCAGGCUUGAUGCAAAGGCUACAGAGGAGGAGAGGCUGAGGAAGGGGCAGGGCAGGGAGAGGGAAGCAGAAAGAGAGAUGCAAAGGCAGGAGAAAGAAGCCAUGAAUGCAGAGGAAAGGAAGAGGCUUGAAGAUGAGGCUAGAAAGGAGGAGGAAGAGAGAUCACAGAAGGAGAAGCCCCAGGAGCUGCAGGCUGCAUAUA